Molecule: messenger RNA, 2700 nt
Organism: Penicillium cinerascens
Lineage: Eukaryota; Fungi; Ascomycota; Eurotiomycetes; Eurotiales; Aspergillaceae
Product: putative C2H2 zinc finger domain protein
Exons: 3
Coding region: 1-2700 (899 amino acids)
Source: RefSeq, a predicted model, not a curated record
AUGGAUUCAUUCCACAGUGGCAUGUACCCACCCGAUGAGGAGCAGGAUGGCGUUAUGGUAGAUUCUUGCCUCUCACAAGAAACCGUGAGAGGAAGUUCCUUUGAAAUGUCUCAGCAAGAUAUGCCUCAAGGCAUGGGUUGUACUGGACACUACCCAGAAUCAUACGAGACCGCGUCCGACCACUAUGAUCCGAGCAACCCUGCCUACACUGUCACAACGGAGACCAGCUGGACGGGCAUGGAUCCGUUCGGCUCCGGCUCUCUACCUUACGAAGAGCUGACACUGUCAGGUCCUCCUGUUUCACAGGAGGUGGAGCUGCGUGGAAUUACCGGCGGCUCCGAAAUUGAUCUUGACCCAUUUCUUAAUGAAAUGGAGACGGAGUUGUCCCCCACUUCACCUUUCCGUGGCCGGAAUAUCGAGACAAGUGCUAUGAUGGGGUUGACUGGCGAUGAUACUCAGCCAAGUGUCUCGCGUCAGCCAAGACCGGUGGAUGGCCUAGUACAGUCUCUUGGGCGUGUUGCUGAUUUCUCCCGCAAUAUUCAAUCAAACAUUGAAUGCACUCCGAAUCAGCUGCGCCAGGCGAUACUAAGCCUGACCCAUCUCACCGAUCAUGCGAAUGUUCUUCUUCGGAAGCAUGAUACUUCCUUGAUCGCACCGGAGCCUCCUCGUUCAGCGCCGUCAUCUACAGAGUCUAUAACCGUUACCAGAUACAAAUGCUGGGAUUGCAACAGUUUUGACACUGGUAACAGAGGUAGCUUCACCCGUCACGUUGAUAGCAUGCAUUACCCAAAAUGCAAGUUCUUCUGCCCCGUAUGUGGGGCUGAGAAAUCCAGAAGAGACCACGCCAGAGACCAUGUGUCGAUUGUCCACGGAAGACAGGCCACCAAUGAGGAACUCGAUGCCAACAAAAUCGAUAAUGCUUGUCCAGUUCAAUGCCCCAUCUGUCGUGUUACCCUCAACUCGUGGCGAGAAUUUCAAAAUUGCUACUGUGCCCACUGUUCCUAUGACGUUCCCCCAAAGCCCACGACUGCAUCUCGACGUGGAAGCGCCGACCGAGGGGACGGAGGAAGAGGGGAUGAGUUCAGGAACAGCCAGCCUGUGGAGGGUACUGGCAUGAGAAACCAUGCGCCAGCUCAAUCACAAAGUGGGUUGCUAAGGGGUACCACCGAUCGGGGUGUCUAUCCUCCUUCCUUCUCGGGGGCGAGUGGACUAACGAACCAGAUUCCACGGCCCCAGGCUUUACCUCGUCUGCCGACGAAUGCCCGGGUUACAGAUAACACCGGCACGGCCCUGUUACCAGCCAAUGUGCCACGCUCCCCUCAAACCACGAGACGCUCUAUACCAGGUGAUGGUAUCUAUCGAAUCGAUCGGAAUUACCGACUUGGUGGUCCAAAUCGGUUUACACCGGACCAAAGAGCACGAACACCCAGGGGAGAGCCCGACCCAGGCUGCACACGAUGUCUGCACCGCUUCAGCAGCUGUCAACACCCACAGUGCCUCCGUCAAACCGAAUCAAGUGAAUCUUGCCAUGCAUGCCCGCAUCGUCCCAGGAUUUUGGCCAGCAUUGGACUGUACCCUAGGCCACAGCUAACUGGCCCACCCCAUAACAAUGAGACAAUCGAUCCGUCUCUACUUGCCCCAGGAUACCAGCCACAGCCGGCUACUGGCCAAAACACACAAGAGCAGCUUCCAUCCUGGAAUCGGCAAUUCAGAGAUCAAUUACAAGGGUGGCGCUUCAAUAAUGGCAUGGGAUCGAAUUUCACAGGCACGCGAAGGCGCCACCCCAGGAACAACCGCAGAGUUCUGGCGGUGACGAGUAUUGACGAGCCUAUUUUCAGCGAGCAAGAGGUGGCACUACCAUCGGUUCUUGACCUCAAGGCAGCCCAGCAGCAUGGCGCACUACUCAAAAUGCUGCCCAUGAUGAACCCGUUGAAGACAUGGUUCUCCAAGCCGCUAAAAGACCUUAGCUCAGUAUCCCUGAGUGGCCUUGACUUCAUUACCCAGUUCAACAAGCCUCCCAGCGCAAGUCCCCAGGCCAACCCUAGUUGCCAGUGCAAGUGUGCCUGUCGGGCCAGAGCACGAGCGCAGCUAGCUUCGGGCGGGCAAGUCGAGAUGAAGUUCAAGCUGCACCCCGAGUAUCGCGGAACCAGUCAUCUCCGCAGCCGAGUGGAGGUCAUGCUGAAGCUUUUAAAGCUGCGCUCAUCUGCGGCCCAGUCCAAGUCGAAGAGAGAGGAAGCCAAAGCGGCGAUGGCACGGGCUUUCGAGCCGGUUUUGGUCGAUCGCCCCUAUGAUGAGUCUGAUGUUUCGGAUGAAUCUGAUACCGAGUCGGUAUUUGAUGAAGACGAAGAUGAUGCAUGGUCCAGUUCUUCUUCUUGCCCGGAUCUUACGUCCCUUGUUCCCGCCGAGCCGGGAUCGUCUGACUGUCCGGAUAUUUCAUCUGAUGACUCGCUGCUCCCUCUUGACGGCAAUGAAUAUGAAGGGGAAGGUGAUGACAGUAUCCUGAUUCAAUUUGAUUUCGAUCUGCAAUCGGCCCUUUCCAAGCUGUCCAAAUGGACGGGUGGGUCUUCUCGUGAUAUCGCUUCUGAUAUGUGCAUCUCCGAUCCAGGCCGUGUCUUUGAAUACCUCACCGCAUACAUUUUGUAUGUGAUCAUGUCAUUGGCCCGCUCGCGAGACUGUGGUAAUCCGCGUUUGGGCAAUUAA